Molecule: messenger RNA, 420 nt
Organism: Candidula unifasciata
Lineage: Eukaryota; Metazoa; Mollusca; Gastropoda; Stylommatophora; Geomitridae
Source: the annotation of a GenBank genome assembly
AUGCCGCAUAAUUCCUGUUCAAUGCAGCAUAAUUCCUGUUCAAUGCUGCAUAAUUCCUGUUCAAUGCCGCAUAAUUCCUAUUCAGUGCCGCAUAAUUCCUGUUCAAUGCAGCAUAAUUCAUGUUCAGUGCCGCAUAAUUCCUGUUCAAUGCCGCAUAAUUCAUGUUCAGUGCCGCAUAAUUCCUGUUCAAUGCCGCAUAAUUCCUGUUCAAUGCAGCAUAAUUCCUGUUUAAUACCGCAUAAUUCCUGUUCAAUGCCGCAUUAUUCCUGUUCAAUGCCGCAUAAUUCCUGUUCAAUGCAGCAUAAUUCCUUUUCAGUUCUGCAUAAUUCCUGUUCAAUGCCGCAUAAUUCCUGUUCAAUGCCGCAUAAUUCCUGUUCAAUGCUGCAUAAUUCCUGUUUAAUGCCGCAAAAUUCCUGUUAA